Molecule: messenger RNA, 939 nt
Organism: Python bivittatus (Burmese python)
Lineage: Eukaryota; Metazoa; Chordata; Lepidosauria; Squamata; Pythonidae
Product: olfactory receptor 1L4-like
Biological process (GO): G protein-coupled receptor signaling pathway
Cellular component (GO): membrane
Molecular function (GO): G protein-coupled receptor activity; olfactory receptor activity
Source: RefSeq, a predicted model, not a curated record
AUGAACAAGGAGCAGAAGAACCAAACCAACUUUGCUGGAUUCAUCCUCCUGGGUUUCUCCUCCUCACCAGACUCCCAAGGAUUUAUCUUUCCCAUCUUCCUCUGUAUGUACCUGCUUUGUCUGCUAGGAAAUCUCUUGAUAAUCUUGCUGAUUUUCUCCAACACCAAUCUCCUCCACACUCCCAUGUAUUUCUUCCUCUGUCACUUGUCAUUGGCUGACCUUGGAUUUAGUUCUGCUGCAGUGCCUAAAAUGCUAUACAACUUAUUGACCCAGACAAAAACAAUAUCCUACAAUGGUUGUCUGACACAGAUGUAUUUCUUUGUGAGUUUUGCUGCAACAGAUAACUUUCUACUGGCCUCCAUGGCAUAUGACCGCUAUGUAGCCAUCUGUCGCCCUUUGCAUUAUGCCAGAGUCAUGAGCUUCAAGCGCUGCCUUCUGUUGGCUGCUGGAUCUUGGCUCAUGGCUCAUUCCCACUCUUUGUUAUACAUUCUGUUGGUAUCUGAUUUUACUUUCUGUUCUUUCCGAGAAAUCCCUCAUUUUUUCUGUGACCUCCACCCUUUAUUGAAAAUCUCUUGUUCUGACACCUCCGUUGUUGAUAAGCUUCUUGUCAGUGAAGGUAUAGCAAUUGUCCUUGGGCCUCUCCUACUCAUUCUCUUCUCUUACAUCUUCAUUGUUCUGAAGGUGGUGAAGCUUCCAUCUAGGUCCAAAAAGUACAAAGCCUUCUCUACUUGCAGUGCCCACCUCACCACUGUGGCUUUGUUCUAUGGCACGGUGAUAGGCACCUACCUCCGCCCAUCAUCUUCCUAUUCUGUCUCAAGGUUGAGAGUGGCAUCAAUAUUCUACACAGUAGUCACCCCUAUGCUCAAUCCUUUCAUCUACAGCCUGAGGAACAGUGAGAUACACGCAGCCAUAAAGAGAUUGGCAAGGAAUUGGUUUUAG